UAUCCUUUUUCGACCGUUGACGCAACGUUUACGAAUAAUGUUUAGCAAGAAUUAUCAAGGUGGAGCUGUGGUGGAAAUCUUUAGUGGACAAGGAAAAGACCCUGUAGCCAAAUGGAAACUUUGCGGAGGUCCGUCAGCCAUACAUAAGGAGUACAAUAAAGAAGUGAAGGGCUUUGUUUACUGCCUGAAGGUCAGCAGCCAGACAGUCAAGAUGCAAAUACCAAAGAGUGGGAAAAUGUCUCUUGGACUUCUUCAACGUUUCUUGGUCCUUCAAGUGAAUAUUCCCGAGUUCAAGGACUUUUCUAUUGAGCUUGUGAUAACUGAUUUAGAGCACCUGAAAAGAAGACUUCACUUGUCAACAGUCCAUAAAGAGCUGUCUGCCACACUUUUGCAUGCAAAGAUACCUUUUGUAGGAUUGAAACGCAGUACUUGGUCUACGUUGUGCAUCGACCUUCAAUCAUUCACCGGUGAACUGUUCAAGGGGUUUCUGACACUGGAUUGCAUCACAUUGUUUGCCACCUGUAAAGUCCGCAGAAUCUUCACCAUGAAGACAGAGCCUACAGGAAUGGCAAAUGAUGACAUGUUUCUUAGUGGUGCUGGUAUUACGGACUUGAUACCUCGCAGUUGCCACUUCCCAACAGAUGUAAACCACGUCACUCAGGUGUUGAACAUGGAGAAUUCGCGGAAAGCAGACAUGAGGCUGUUGAGCUCUGACUGUGUUCCUGAUCACUCUACCACUGCCACAUCUACCGCUUCUCGGCGAUCCGGGCCCCAGGGGGUUUUACACGCAGCCUCAGGCUCCACGCUUUCAGGCCCACCCCCUCAAACUGGAAGAAAAGGCAGUGCAGCCUCAGACGGAAUGGAUAAAAGUGCAACCCCGUCCAAAAGAAUGAACCAAAAAGUCACUGCAGAACGUGAGAGGGUUGUGGUUGUUUGUGGUGCAUGUGCUUGCCAUGGCAACCAUUCUUUUGUUAUUUGGCCAAAUAUGGAAGCUGCUACUCUUCUUUCUCUUCUUGUUUAAGACUCUGG
Molecule: messenger RNA, 1029 nt
Organism: Anarrhichthys ocellatus (wolf-eel)
Lineage: Eukaryota; Metazoa; Chordata; Actinopteri; Perciformes; Anarhichadidae
Gene: cfap20dc
Product: CFAP20 domain containing
Exons: 9
Coding region: 38-1021 (327 amino acids)
Source: RefSeq, a predicted model, not a curated record